UUCUCUUUUGCCCUUUUUUUUUUUAUUUCUGCUGUUGCUGCGAAGCUUCAUCGGCAGUCUUCUUUGAAAAUCUUCUAUUAAGCAAACGGGUUGCGGUUCCCUUCUUCCCUAACCCCCCUCUGUCCGGACCUCCGAUUGGUAUUUUGGACGAUCGAAUAAAAAACGAAGGUUCCCGUCUCCAACCAUGGAGCUCGAUAGAGUCUGGUCGAUUUCAAAGCUUCUCACAACUUGUCUUGUACUCGGCCAGGUCGCGCGUCCGGUCUUGGGCGUCCCUGUGGUGGAUGCGGGUGAUGCUCCGUUUCAGCAUGCCGUGAUAGGACAGGAGGUGCAGCCGGAGCGUAUCUACGAUGACAUGGAUUUACUUCUGCACUCUUCUGCUGCCUCCGAUGAGGAUAAUGCAGAUACAGUGACGGUUGGAAGCCAAGAUGGAGAGGAGAAGACGACCUUCCCCCGUCCGUCGUGGUGGGUAUCGACGCUGAGAGCGCGUCGUCUCCUCGCCCUCGCCAAAACUGGAGUCGUCUCGACCGUCUUCCCAGAUCGUAUCCCGCCCAGUUCCUUCGCUCCCCCUGACGUCGCAGGCGUAUCGGUUCCGCUGCCCGAAUACGUCGCAGACUGCGACGAAGCCCUCCCCGACGGCAACGGCGGAGACGGCAGCCCGACAUUUGUCGGUCUAAAAAUCUCCACGACCUUCCGCAACACAGCCGCCGGAUCGAACAUCAGCCUUUCUCUCGACUGGUGGGAUCACCUCGACGAGACGCGACCCAUCUACCCUGGUUUCCCACUCAGUCCGGCAGGUCUUCCGCGCGUGACGCUAUUCGGAUACGUAGUUCCCUUCGAAACCCCCCUACCCAGAGGCACGAAGAGGGCUCUCGAAUCGUGCUAUCUGGCUAAACACCCCGACGCGAGAGUCUGGUUACCGGACCAGAAGUUCUCUCCGCACGAGAGCUUUUGGGCCAAGAUGGUUGUCACCCAUGUGUAUUGGAUCGGUGGGUUUGGAGAUACCCAGCAGAUCGGUUGGAUGAAUAUCACUGAGUGGUCGGGGAUUCGUCGUAAGGGUAGUUUGCCUGGAGUCGGUGAUGGACGUGGUUGGGAUGAUGUUAGGUUGCCGGGUGAGAAUGGUUAUUACUCCUAACUUGAGCUUUUGUUUUUUCCUCUUGGCGGGCAUUAGGAGUAGUAUGUAUGUAUGUAUGUACAUGCUGGCGAGGAUGACUGUCGGGUAAGGCAUGAUGAGAAACGAAAACGAAACAUCUGAUGCAAAUUGACGAAUCAUCGAUGAGUACAUACUUGCCAUGGGCAGUGCGACUCGAAUACACAACAGCAUGAACGGUUACAAUACAUAGUAUAAGCAAUAGGCAAUGGCAAUCACUCACCCAAAACAUGUUCCUUAUU
Messenger RNA from Paecilomyces variotii, 1389 nucleotides. Its product is annotated as pyridoxamine 5'-phosphate oxidase-domain-containing protein. The record is from RefSeq and is a predicted model, not a curated record. The transcript has a single exon. NCBI's taxonomy places the organism in Eukaryota, Fungi, Ascomycota, Eurotiomycetes, Eurotiales, Thermoascaceae. Bases 185 to 1132 code for a protein of 315 amino acids.